AUGUAUCAGAUUAGGGAUACAUGGAUCCCUGCGUAUUAUCGCGAUCAACACAUGUCUGGGCUGAUGCGUACCUCAUCACGUUCGGAGAGUGAGAACCAUUUCUUUGGGCAGUUUUGCAACCCGAAUUGUACCCUUCUUGAAUUCUUGGGGCAUUUUGAUUCUGCAAUCGAAGCCCAAAGACACGAGCACAGGAAGAAUGAUCACGAUACUAGGCACACGAACCCCCCAAUAUUUGCAAAAGAGUUUGUCUUAGAGCAACAGGCGGCAAACAUAUACACACGGACAAUUUUCUUUGAUGCGCAACUUGAAAUUCAGACAGCCAUUCACAAGUGUGCUGUUGGAAAAUGGGAGGAUAGAGAGGAUAACUUUGUGAACUUCUUUGUGAAGGACUUUUCUCAAGCGUGUACUACAUUUUUUCACGUCAUGAUGCGGCAGCUAGACAUGACCGUUAGUUGCUCAUGCAAUAGGCAGUUCCCUGAAAGGUACAUAAUGCGACGGUGGACAAGGGAAGCUGUUCCUAACAGUGCGCCGGGAGCGAUAUUGGGGAUUAGUGAAAGUGAUGAUCGGUACCAGCAAGUUAAUGGUGUUGUAAGGGAGAUAAUAAGGUCAGCUGAGUCUCUUAUUAACAGGUUGGUUUAUAACUUUGAUGCGUUGUGCGCUUUUAGGGACCAUGUUGUCCAGUAUCAAUCGACCGCUGAUCAGGCAGUCGUAAACGCUCCCCCUAGGAGUCGUCGCGAUAGGUUUGCUGAAAUAACUGGAUACACGCAAGAAACACCUGUAACUGUUCGUAUGCCGAAAACCGUUAGAUUUAAAGGUAUGGGCAAACCUUCCAGAAUGAAGAGUAAUCGUGAAAUUGCCAUUAUUCAAUCUGCGAAGAAAAAAAAGGGUCGCGAAUGUGGUAAUUGCAAACGUCGGGGGCAUAAUAGACGUACCUGCUCGUUCCCGGCAAGGGAAAAUGCCGACGACUCCUCAGAAAGUGAUGAAGCGGAUCUUGAAGGAGACGACGAAGAGGAGCUAGAAGAUGUGGCGGGUGAAGGAGACGACGAAGAGGAGCUAGAAGAUGAAGAGCAAGAGUAG
This is a messenger RNA of Helianthus annuus (common sunflower), 1077 nucleotides long. Its product is annotated as protein FAR-RED IMPAIRED RESPONSE 1-like. NCBI's taxonomy places the organism in Eukaryota, Viridiplantae, Streptophyta, Magnoliopsida, Asterales, Asteraceae. The record is from RefSeq and is a predicted model, not a curated record. The transcript is spliced from 3 exons. Bases 1 to 1077 code for a protein of 358 amino acids. Gene Ontology annotation, biological process: regulation of DNA-templated transcription.